AUGCUUGCUCGUAUACCUAGAGAUAGUGUAAGGCCAGCAAUUAUUGGAGUCUCGUGCUUAGCUGGAUUAUACCUAACCUAUAAGGCUAUGUCUUUCAUCAAAAGCUUUUACCAAAAAAGCCUCGUCAAGCCAUUAGAUUUCAUACAAAGAUAUGGAGCCAAAUCCUGGGUCGUGAUAACAGAAGGGUCUACAGAUUUUGGAAAAAACUGGGCUGAAAAAUUUGCAUCAGCUGGUUUUAAUAUAAUUCUUAUAGACAAGAGUCCAAUUCCAGCAGAUUUUAAGGCCAAAAUUGAGAAAAAUUACAAAGUCAAGCUUGUUACGAUCGAUGAAAAUUUAGCUGAUGAGGAAUCAGUUAAGAAAGUUCUAGAGCUUUUUAAUAACCAGGCUUAUGAUAUUUCCAUUGUGAUUGUGAACUCAAAAGAAGUAGAGUUGGGAAGAUUUAAAAGCAUAAAAAAUGAUGAAGGAAUAAUCGAACCAGGAGCAUUUAAGGAAAUGGAGAGUGAGAAUAUCACGAAUGUUAUACAGACAAAUUUAAUUGUCCCUGCAUUAUUUAUUAGAGGGUUGGCUUUAAGAUUAUUUGGAAGGGACAAAAGAUCAGCAGUAAUUUUGUGCACUGCAGAGUUUAGUGGAAAGUUUCCUUAUUCAGCAGCUUAUAAUGCUGUGAAAGGAUAUAGAAGUGCGCUAGGAUUAAGCUUGCAAGAAGAAUUAAAAGAAAAAAUUGAUGUUCUUGUAGUUAAUGCAUCAGGAUAUGACGAGGUAGCUACUGUAAAUCAAAGCUACAGACAUUUAGGAAGAAGGGUGGAGCCUCCAAUCUAA
Molecule: messenger RNA, 816 nt
Organism: Blepharisma stoltei
Lineage: Eukaryota; Ciliophora; Heterotrichea; Heterotrichida; Blepharismidae
Source: the annotation of a GenBank genome assembly